Molecule: messenger RNA, 1721 nt
Organism: Chaetomium strumarium
Lineage: Eukaryota; Fungi; Ascomycota; Sordariomycetes; Sordariales; Chaetomiaceae
Exons: 3
Coding region: 93-1499 (468 amino acids)
Biological process (GO): regulation of DNA-templated transcription
Molecular function (GO): protein binding; zinc ion binding; sequence-specific DNA binding
Source: RefSeq, a predicted model, not a curated record
CUCUGCGAUCUCCAGUUGCUUUUGAAGUUGUCCCCAUCUUGGCGCCUACCAAGCUAGUAGUAGUCCACUACAUUCAAUUCCUGUUAUUAUUCAUGUCCCACAGGCCUCCGUCGCCAGCUGGCUUCCUGAACUAUGGGGCGCCGGCGAGCCUGGCCCCUGGCAUGACACGAACGCUGCAGUCUAAUACGAAUCCAAGCGACGCAGGGUCACUAUUUUAUCUCGAUCCGUUUCUCCUCUCCGUUGACGGCACCAUGUCUACGGGCUUUGACUUCAGCAGCCGGUUGCCGCCACCUUUUGUCACAGCUGCGGUUCAACCCUCAUCGACGGCCCUGAUGGGGAGCACCCAACAGCCGUUGUUCCCUAGGGGCGAUCGAGCAGGCAGUGGACUUGACGCGUUCCACGCGCCCCAGGAUAGCCUUGGUUCUGACAACCCGAGCAGCGUGAGCACUGUCACCGAAUUCACCAAACGGCGCAAUUGGCCGGCAAAGGUCGUGGAAGAACUUCCGGACCUGUUGCAAAUCCUGGAUGACAAAGGGAGGAUCAAGCAUGUUUCCCGCAGUGCUAAGCGCCUCACCGGCUAUGACCCGUCCGAGCUCCUCGGUAAGGUCAUGCACGAGCUGUUGCACCAAGACGAUGUGGGCACCUUCACCGCACAGCUUAAUGAGGCGAUCGCCCACGGUACGCAGUUGCGGGUAUUUUACAGGUUCAGAAAGAAGAGUGGGACCUAUUGCGUCUUCGAAGCCGUUGGCCAUGGUCACGUCGCCGCCAACAAGUUCGCCCCUAGCCCGGACAACCAGACUCCCCUUUGCCAUGCCGUUUUCAUGAUGGCCAGGCCAUACCCCACCAGAAACGCAGCGCUUCUGGAUUCAUUCCUAGAACACAAGAUAGAGAACGAGCGGCUCAAGCGGCGGAUUGCAGAACUGCAGCGGGAGGAACAAGACGAGGCCGAGGAGUCGGACAGGGCCUGGCAAUGGAGCCAGGAGGCCACGCCGGCCGAGAGCGGCGGCUUACGCCUGGGACCAACGCCACUCGCCUUCUCCCAUACCCCUGGGGCGCCGCAGGAGAGGCGUCUGUCGCUGGAUAGCGGGACGUCGGAGAGCACCGCAGGGAUCAGGCACCCCUCCGUAGGCGCCACUCACGCAGACACCAUCGAGAUGCUCACCGGUCUUCGCUACCAAGAAGGAGAGCGAAGCCAGGGCAUCACUACAGGCAACCCCAGCCCAGCGCUGAUCACGGGAGACGUCGGCAUCGCUAUUACGGUGGACAGGGACCAGCGCAUGGGGGAGAAGAAGAAGAAGGUUAAGACGGCGGAGGAACACUUGUGCAAAACCUGCGCGGAGUCUCCAGAGUGGCGGAAAGGGCCGGACGGGCCAAAGACGCUUUGCAAUGCUUGUGGGCUUCGAUGGGCGAAGAAGGAGAAGAAGAACUUGAAGAGCACCCAUUCCGGCGGCACUACCAACUCAGAAAAUACUCCGCACGGGAGUGCGACUGUCGGUUAGCGGUAUGGCACCUACCGGAAGAGCACUUUUGUCGCAUCCUGGGCUCUCGUACGGCCAUCGGUUCUAAGCGCCCCAGUCAUGCUGGUUGGAUUUCAUGGCACUGUACUUUCCGAAGCUGGUCCUCGCCUUUCAUGCAUACGGGGUGGGUGGAUGCUGUCAGAUAUUACAAAAGAUGCAGGAUACCGUGUACCCCUACUCAAAACAGCGGGCAUGGAGCAUCGG